Messenger RNA from Jatropha curcas, 2135 nucleotides. The record is from RefSeq and is a predicted model, not a curated record. NCBI's taxonomy places the organism in Eukaryota, Viridiplantae, Streptophyta, Magnoliopsida, Malpighiales, Euphorbiaceae.
GUAGUAAUUUUUUAAUUUAAUAACGUGAAGGAGCUUCAGAGUUUACACUUUUAUGCUAUGCAUGCAGAACGCGUGCUAUAUGAAGGGGUUUUAAAUGGAAUCAGUUUUCGACAAGUUAAGAACAGUAAUACAAUAGAAUAGAAUGGGAGAGAAAAAGGAAGAUCGGAAAGUAACAUUUGCGGUGGCCAUGAAUGCAAAAUGCUCCAAUCACGUAGAUGGGUAUGUCAUCCUGCUGGACUAGUGUUGUAAAGCUAUAUAUCCAUCGCAUGGGCAAUUAAACUGUCUCAGCUUCCAACCAUUCUCGAUACAAUCUUUUCCUGGAAAUGGCUUCUUGUUGAGCAAAAUAUUAAAUGACCGCCUCUCUAUAUAUACAGCCAUGGAUCAGCCUGUUUUCUCCAACGUUAUUUUCAAGUGGUAAUGGAGUCUCUCAAAUUGACGUGGUUGGCUUUGUUGCUUGCCUCGUUGGUAUAUAUUGAGCCGGUGGAGAGCAACAGGAAGGUCGAGGAGAAGAAGAAACCUGAGUGGUUUUUCGAUGGCAUUGGUGACCCUGGGUGGGUUGGUGUUGGCAGUGCUGGUGGUGUUGGAGGCUUUGCCGGUGGUUUUGGCGGUGGAAAUGGGAUGAGCUUUGGUCAUUCUUUUGGUUUCGGGAAAGGCAUAGGUUUCAGUUUUGGUACUGGCGACCCUGGCAUUGGUCUUGGAAGCAAGCCUGACUGCAUUGGAAAAGGUGGUGAAGGGAUCGGCGCUGGUGGGCAAGGUGGUGUUGGUGGGGGUUUUGGAGGUGGGUCUGGUGGGGGAAGUGGUAUUGGUGGAGGAGAAGGUGGCAAGCACAAUAAGAAAAAGGACCAAAAGCACAAUAAUGGAGGUGGCGAUAUUGGUGGAGGAAGUGUUGGCAAAGGAGGUGGUGGAGGAGCAAGGAUCGGAAAAGGAGCAGGUGGUGGAAUUGGUGGUGGAGGCGGUGCUAGCAGAGGAGGAGGUGUAGGAAGAAUAGGCAGUGGUAGUGGAGCUGGAGGUGGUGCAGGAGGAGGAAUUGGAAAAGGAGUAGGUGGUGGGAACGGUGGUGGUGCUGCUGGCGAAGAAGGAGGUGCGAGAGGAAUAGGCAGUGGUGGUGGAGCUGGAGGGGGAAUUGGAAAAGUAGUAGGUGGUGGUGGUGGUGCAGGCGGAGGAGGAGGAGGUGCAGGAGGAAUAGGCAGUGGUCGCGAAGCUAGAGGUGGUGCGGGUGGAGGAAUUGGAAAAGGAGUAGGCAGCGGGGUUGGUGGUGGGAGUGGUGCGGGAGGAGGAAUUGGAAAAGGAGUAGGUGGCGGGACCGGUGGUGGUGCUGGUGCUAGCAGAGGAGGAGGUGCAAGAGGAAUAGGCAAUGGUGGCGGAGCUGGAGGUGGUGUGGGUCGAGGAAUUGGAAAAGGAGUAGGCGGCGGGAUUGGCGGUGGUGCGGGAGAAGGAAUUGGCAAAGGAGUAGGUGGUGGGAUCGGUGACGGCGGCGGCGGUGGUGGUGGUGGUGGUGGUGCUGGCGGUGGAGGUGCAGGAGGAAUAGGCAAUGGUGGUGGAGCUGGAGGUGGUGCAGGUGGAGGAAUUGGAAAAGGAGUAGGCCGCGGGAUUGGUGGUGGGGGUGGUGCUGGUGGAGGUGUAGGAGGAAUAGGCAAUGGUGGAGGAGCUGGCGGAGGCUUUGGGGAAGGUUUUGGGAAAGGAGUUGGAGGUGGAAUUGGUGGUGGUGCAGGCGGAGGAUUUGGAGGAGGUUUUGGGGGUGGAGCUGGUGGAGGUACUGGUGGAGGAGUUGGAGUUGGAGGUGGUUUCGGAGGUGGUGCUGGUGGAGGUGGAGGUGGAGGAUUUGGUGCAGGUGGAGGUGGUGGUGGAGGCAUUGGUGGUGGCAGUGGAUUUGGUGGGGGAGCUGGAUUUGGUGGAGGUGGUGGAACAAUCGGUGGCAAAGAAUAAUCAGUUGAAUACAAAAAAAGUGGCAAAGAAUAAACAACAGCAGUUAAUUCAAAAUCUGCUGGAGAUAGUGCCCUUUAAUCUUCUUAAUGCUGUAUUUUCCCUUAAUUCCUUUUAUCAGAUUUAGUGCUGCUUGUAAUUAGUAACUGCAUAUUUCACUAUUUUCAUUAUGAUAAUUUCUACGAAUUAUUUAUCAGUAUAUUUUGAUACCA